Phyllotreta striolata is the source of this 2655-nucleotide messenger RNA. Lineage: Eukaryota; Metazoa; Arthropoda; Insecta; Coleoptera; Chrysomelidae. The record is from the annotation of a GenBank genome assembly.
AUGUUUAAAGCACAACAUUAUUCUUAUUCAGAUAGAUCUGACGUUUUUUCUUCAAAUAACUAUACUAUGGAAAACUCGUAUUGUCUCUGCGGCCAACCGUACGAUCCAAAUAUUUUUAUGAUCCAGUGUGAUGCUUGCAAAGAUUGGUUCCAUAGUGUGUGCUGCAACUUUCCUGAGUAUACUGCUAUCGAAAUAGACAAAUAUCAUUGUCCUAGGUGUGUUCCAACAUUCGGUCCAUCCAUAAAUAAACCUAUUUGCAAUUGGCACAGGCACGACUAUUGGGAUGACAAUUCGUCCACAAAACCUGUACAAACUGGCACUCCUGUGUUUAUAAAAGAGCUAUGUGCUAGGCAUUUCACACCUGAAACCGAUAUUGUUUUGCACAUUCGAGGACAGCAACUAACGGAGAACUUUUUAAAAUCGCACGGGUUCAACAGACCUAUUGUAAUAGAUACUAAAGAUGGCUUAGAUUUGACAAUGCCUCAAGAUAACUUCAGUGUUUACGAUGUGGAACAAUUCGCUGGAGGUGAUAUGGAAAUAGACGUUAUUGAUGUUUGUCGACAGAAUAAUAUAAAAAUGAAACUUAGAGAAUAUGUUGAAUAUUUUAAUAGUACGAAUCGUACUAGAGUGUUUAAUGUUGUUAGUCUUGAAUUUUCAUCAACAGGACUAGCAUCUCUAAUAGAAGCUCCUCAGAUUGCUCGGACAUUGGAUUGGGCCAACGUCGUGUGGCCUCCAAACUAUCCGGGAAAACCUCAAGUUCAAAAAUAUUGCCUAAUGAGUGCUAAAGAUUCUUAUACAGACUUUCAUAUUGAUUUCGGCGGGACUAGUGUGUGGUACCAUGUGUUACGGGGCGAAAAGAUAUUUUAUUUCGUCAAACCCACUCCUGCAAAUUUGACACUUUAUUCCCAGUGGAUGACGUCAACUAGUCAAAGUGAAACUUUUUUCGGAGAUCAGGUUGAUCAAUGUAUAAAAUGUGUGAUAAAACAAGGUCAAACUAUGCUUGUACCUACAGGAUGGAUUCAUGCUGUAUAUACCCCAGUGGAUUCUUUAGUUUUUGGUGGAAAUUUUUUACAUAGUUUAAAUAUAAGUAUGCAAUUAAGUGUAUAUGAAAUAGAAAAGAAGAUUAAAACUGAACAAAAGUUUCUUUAUCCUAAUUUUGAGAUGAUCAAUUGGUUUUCUGCAGCUUACUUAUUAAAUGAAUUGAUAGAGAUUAAUAUGCAAGGAAGUAGAUGCCCCGAUUAUUUUUUAGUAGGAAUAAAGUCUCUAUUACAGGCGUUGAAGCAUUGGAAUACUGAAAAAGAUUACAAUUUGUCUGUAAGGGAGCAAAUUCCUGUUAUGAUAAACGUUCCUAAACUUAUAAAAGAUAUAGGUAAAGAAAUUAGGCUUGCGGAAAGGUACAUAAUACAAUUAAAUCCCCCUAAACCCGAAAGAGAGUCGAAGAGGAAAAGAAAAAAACCAGUUAACAAGGAUUUCGUCGAUUAUUCGUUGAUACCCAAGGGUACAUCUCAUGAUUUUAUGCCAUUAAACGAACUCCCCCAAACGCCCUCUACGCCUAUCAAAUAUUCUCGCCACUCUGCAUUGAAGCUCACAUUACCAAAACCCGCUCUUUAUCCGUACGAGAGAUCCGGAACCUCUUCGGAUGAAACUGUUUUAUUGGAUACGAGCAAGCCAUUCGACACACAGCAGUGGCUGAACAUGCCAUUCGACAGGCCGCAGGAAACUAUUGCAAUUCACCGAGGUGGAACAGUUCUAAAAUUUAAAUUGGGGACGAAGGAUAUUCUUCCGCCUCCGAUUCCAAACGCGCCGCCGGCCGAUUACGUGUUUCGAGACGAUUUGGGGGGGAAUUCUCAGGACAUUUACGAUUUUCAUGAUGAUAGUGAUAGAGAUGAAGACUGCUUUAAUUUUACAAUUGACGAAUCCCCCCAGAAAAAACCGAAAAGGGCGGCUGGAAAAGCUCGAGCAGCCGUUAAAAAACACAAGCUCCUCGGCGGGGAUAUCGAAGGAUCGAACGGAAUUGAAUCUCUAAUACAAGCCUCUGCACUGUCAGUGCCCUUGACUGUGGAUGGAGGUACAUCACCUUCAACGCAAGAGGCCAUCGCUGGAAUGCUCUCUAUAAGCCAAAAUUGGCCUCCCAACAAAGCCCAAAGGAAAAAGUACGUUUCGAGUCCUAUAGAAGAAAACGUUAGUAAUGUUCACCAAGACGACGAUUACAUAUACCCGUCUUUGGACAAUUCCGACGACGAAGACGUUCACAUUUUCAAACCGCGGGGGCGAUCAAAAGUCGACGAGGCUUGGAACCCCAAGGCGAGAGUAGGGCCGCUUCUGCCCAAAAUGAACAGGCCCGCUCGAGAGGGUACCAAGAAACAGUCCGUCGAGAAGGUCCUCGAAGCAGCUGCAGCUAGAAGAAUAAACGAUAGCCCCGAAAAAAAUAAUAAGUUUCCGAAGAGGCAGUACCGCCGGCGAAAGUUGAAGCCGAAGCUGGAUGUUCGCAGUCCUCCGAUCAGCGUAACGCCUGUAGCUAGUACGUCGGCGUCGGCGUCGGUGGCGAGCGCGCCGUCGAGCAGCGGCCUCGCGACGCCGAAGCCUCGAAAGGGAAUGAAGACUGUCAAACAACGAUUAGGGAAAAUAUUAAAAAUUCAUAAGAUGAUACAUUAG